CUUGCGCUUCACCACCACAAAGACCAUGGAUUCCUCUAAGCCGACCAAACAGAACUCGUCCAACCUGCAUUUUCACGGUGAUGUGCUACAACGUGCUGAGCGACAAGUAUGCUACGAGGCAAAUGUACGGUUAUUGCCCAAGUUGGGCCCUUGAAUGGGAAUACCGCAAAAAAGGCAUACUCGACGAGAUUAGGCAUUACGCAGCAGAUCUGAUAAGUUUGCAGGAAGUCGAAACUGAUCAGUUUUACAACUUUUUCCUGCCAGAACUCAAAAUGGAAGGGUAUGAAGGAAUUUUUUCACCAAAAUCUAGAGCCAAGACAAUGGCUGAAAAUGAUCGAAAAUAUGUGGACGGUUGUGCCAUUUUUUACCGGGCUGCAAAAUUCACUAAAGUCAAGGAAUAUCUGGUAGAAUUUAAUCAGUUGGCGAUGGCGAACGCCGAGGGCUCAGACAACAUGCUCAACAGAGUCAUGCCCAAGGACAACAUCGGCCUCGCAGUCCUUCUCAGAACGAAGGAAGCUGCUUGGGACAAUGGUUUGCCUGGAGAACCAGCUCAAGUUUCUCAGCCGAUCCUAGUAUGCACAGCCCAUCUGCACUGGGAUCCGGAGUUCUGCGAUGUCAAGCUCAUCCAGACAAUGAUGCUGAGCCAGGAGCUGAAAAACAUCCUUGAGCAGGCUAGCCAGUCAUUCAGGCCCGGCCACAAGCCUGAUGCUUCGCAGAUCCAGCUCUUACUCUGCGGUGAUUUCAACUCAUUACCCGAUUCGGGCGUAAUCGAAUUUCUUACCUCGGGCAAAGUGUCGGCCAGUCAUCGGGAUUUCAAGGACCUGGCUUACAAGUCAUGCCUUCAGAAGAUCGCGUUCUGUGAAAAGUCCAACGAGUUUCUGCAUCCGUUCAAGCUUGCUUCGGCCUACAGUGAGGAUAUUAUGCCCUACACUAAUUACACGUUUGACUUCAAAGGCAUAAUCGACUACAUUUUUUAUUCCAAGCAAACUAUGAUACCUUUAGGUCUGUUAGGGCCGUUGAGUUCCGAUUGGUUUAGAGAUCAUAAAGUCGUUGGGUGUCCGCAUCCUCACGUACCUUCUGAUCACUUUCCACUACUGGUUGAACUAGAGAUGCAGCCGACAGUUGGUACGAGCAACGGUAUGAUCUCCCGAAGGUAGCAGAUACUACGCCAUAGAGCCAAGUAAUGCGAAAUGACGAACAAGAAAGAAGAAGAGUGAGCAACAUCAAGAAUCGUAAAAAAAAUUUUUAGCAACAUCACCAAUCGCGAGAAUAGGUUAAAAGGAUUGACGAGAUUAAAGGAAGGCCGUAAGGAGUGACUUCGGUCGCAAAAAAUGCGUGCGACUUAUAAUUAUAAUAAAAUCGUAAUGCCUGAGCGGUUCCCGCUAGAUAAUGAUUAUGAGUAAGAAAUUAACAAGAGGACGAGUUUUUCAGCGAGAAGUCUUUUCAAAGCCUAGUUUGGUGAAAUUUCACGUGACUGUUAAAGCCGAUAAUAUAAAAGGGGCUCCGUAGGACGAUUGCCUCGUAGGGUGGAGACUGAAAAGAUUUUUUUCUCUAUGUAUUGUUUGACGAGCAGUGUCUCCACUCCGAUAAACGUAACAAACACAUGUACACUCAUCACCAGAGGCUUUCGUAGAAUAAGUAAUUUAAUCGAAAAGCGAAUAAUUGUGUCUGUCGGGAUGAUUGCGGUCGAGCGAUGCAUCCGUACAAUUAUUUGAAACAACAUGGAGCUGGCGACUCCUGCGAGUGUACAGUGCCGAUAGAGAUCAGCAGCGUAAGCAGCAGGUGAAUUCUAGUGUACCGAGACAUCGACGACAAUUAAAAAACAAAGUAAAAUAAUGCGGUAAGGGAUGCUCGCUUUCAGUUCGAUUUUAGUACUGUCAUCGAAUCGAUGAAGCGGGCCAUUUCGUACGUUAAUUAAGAAAUUUGGAAUAAAAUUAAAAAAAAAAAUAAAAAUAAUAAUAAUAAUAAAUCAUGAACUAGUGGUGAUAGGGAAAGAGAAGUAGAAAAAAAUGCGAGAGAGAUUAGAUUACAUGUUAUAUUACUCCAUGUUUAGCCCAUGUACAGCGGAUUUUAUUUAUUUUAUUCUUUUUGUUUGUUUUAUUUUUUAUACUCAACGCUGAAUGGUGUAAAGCUCUGGAUGCGAUCAUAGGAGUAAAAAAAAUUCCUAGAUAUGUAUGUACUUCAGUAGGCCCUUAAAGCUCCUCCUCUCAUCCUACGUGUCCUGUACUCCUUGACUACAUAUACCUGAAUUCACAUAUAACUGUGGGAUUACACUGCGUAGCUGUAGAUGAACGUCUAUUUUCCUACGAGAGCCCGACGAUGAAAGUCGUACACAUGAACUGGAGACGACGACUGAUAAGAGAAGCUAAUAAUAUUCCGAUCAAACCUCUGUGAUAUGUAUUAUCAGAAAGAUUCGGAUGCGCUUUUAUUCCAUAAGAGGGAGAGAUGAUGUGUGCGUGUGCUUUUUUCCGUCGUGUUAACAGGACAUACAUGUUAUGAGAAGUAAUUUAUACUCUUGUAUGUCACAAGAGUCUGACCAAGAGAAACAGUUUUAGCCCUGUGAUAAAGUACGAUUAUUCCGAGCGAUAUUUUUUGUUUUUACAUGAAACGCGUUGCCAUCCAGUUAAGAAUAAUUAUAAUGCAGAACCACAAAGAAAAAAAAAAAAACUGGAAAAAUACAAUGAGCGAUAAAAAGGAGAACAAAAUGUAUUUAUUGGUGUUCAGUUUUUCUGUUGUUUUUUUGUUUUUCUCUUUUUCAAGAAUACAUUAACGUGCUACACUGGGCUGUGUUGUAUAACUGGAAUUGGACUUAAGAAAAUAAUGUCUAAUGCAAGUACAAAAAACGUUCUUAUUGGCCACGUGUAUUCUGAUAAACAACCAAUGUUAUAUUAUAUGACAACUGUAAGGCUGUAGAUGAAUUAAAUAGGUAGCAACAGUGUAAUUUAUAAGUGAAAAUUGUUAAUGACUGUCCGCGCGUGCAUUUUAUUCACAUAACAACACUCAUCCCCCCCCUACGUACACACAAAUCAUGCAUAUAUAUUCAAUGUAAAAAUGGCUCUGUGCGUUGUCGCCUGGAAAUCGAUCAGGCAAAUCUAUUCCUUUUCCAAUCACCGUAGGCAUGUACACAAGUGACUUUUUAAUCUCGAUUGUUUUGUGCAGACAUAAUUUAGGUGUUGCAUUUUGUCGCGCUCUCGGCUGUUUGUUACGUGCGAAUUUGUGCAAUUAUGGAACCAUUUGCGGAGAAAGUACUUGUAAAACAGUCGGAGAUAUUUCUAAAAGUAAUUUUUUUUUUUUUUGAAAGUGAAUCGAUGCAUAUACUUUAUAGAUUUUAAAUAAUUUAGUGGUGUUGGAUGACUUGUAGAAAGAUUUUUAGAUCUGUAUUUCUGUAAUUACAUCUUAAGUAAACUUGUACAUAUUAAUUUUCCCACAGUGUCUAUAGCUUGCUCAGUAAUAAUUGACUUUUAACAGAUAAAGUUGCAUGUCUCCAUCAAAAUCACGACUUUUUAUCUUUGGAAAUCCGUUUUUUUGGUAGAUUAACUGUAAAAAGCGAAACAUUAAUUUUCUUACAUCAAAAGUACCAAUGGCGUUAUCUAAAUUUUGUGCUUGGAAUACUCCAACUAUUUGUAAUAUGCUUUCUUAAAUAAAGUCCCAAAUGAAAUAUUAAUGAUUGCUCGUUACAAUCUGUAGAAAUUUCAACAUUCUUAUCUCAAGUCUAAAAAUUCCUAGCCAAUCUAAUAUGUAACAAUUAGCCCAAUUGAAAAUAAUUACCUAGUUUCGUUACGUAUUUGACAACGUUUCAAAAAUACGUCAUAUUAAUACGUAGUGGAAAUACGUGUUGGUUUGGAACCUUCCGUCACCUAAUUUUAUCACGUAUUUUGCAGUCAUGAA
This is a messenger RNA of Copidosoma floridanum, 3888 nucleotides long. It is a transcript of the gene twin, whose product is annotated as CCR4-NOT transcription complex subunit 6-like twin. The record is from RefSeq and is a predicted model, not a curated record. Lineage: Eukaryota; Metazoa; Arthropoda; Insecta; Hymenoptera; Encyrtidae. Gene Ontology annotation, molecular function: 3'-5'-RNA exonuclease activity.